AUGACAGACGUUAACAUCGACAUCAAUAAUGAUACGAAUUCACAGGCAAAGAAUAUUAAUGGUAACCUGGAUCCGUUUCGGGUGAUGUGGCGUAACCUGACCUACACCGCCAACGAUAAUACGAACCGCAAGAAAGUGAUACUCAAUGGAGUGAACGGCUAUUUCAUUAGCGGUCAGAUCACAGGGAUUAUGGGGCCGAGCGGUUGCGGUAAGUCUACGCUAUUGGGAUGUAUAGCCGGUAUUAAGACCAAAGGGUUGUCCGGGUCUAUCACCAUAUCGACAAACAUCAAGGUAAAGUUCGCGUCCAUAGCGCAGGAGAACUACAUCCUAAGUAGGCUUUCCGUCCGCGAGUCCCUUAUGUAUGCCUCGAAACUCAAAAACGACCCGUUCGUCGACCACUCGGGUAUUGUGAACGACGUGAUCGACAAACUCAUGAUCCAGACGUGCGCCGACAACCGGCCCUCCCGGUGCUCGGGCGGCCAACUCAAGCGAGCGCUCAUUGGGCUGGAGCUGGUGUCCCGGCCCAACAUCCUCAUCCUGGACGAGCCCACCACUGGCUUAGACUCAGUGACGACGUGGCAGCUCAUCAAUACACUCAUAGCACUGACCCAACAGCCGGAACCGGUAGCCGUUGUGUUGACUAUACAUCAGCCGAGUGCCAGACUUUUCAAUCUGUUUCACGCGAUAUACUUGUUGUCGGCGGACGGGCAGUGCAUAUACAACGGCUCCCCAAAGGCCAUGAGGUAUACGUUUAUGGAGUGCGGACUCGAGUGCCCGCAGUUCACCAAUCCGUCUGACUUUGCGCUGGAGGUGGCCUCCAAAGAACAUGGGGUGGACAGGCUGGUCACCCUGGCCACUAUUGUCAAGACUGAUGCCAAACAAAUGCCCGCAAAUAAGUAUAAGAUUAAUAAUAAUCACGGGUUUCGCACCUCAAGGGAUAUCUACUUUCUUACUGUUAGGUCCUUCCAGACCAUGAUUAGAGACCCGUUUAUGCUUCCCAUGAGAUUCUUUGGCUACAUUAUCGUGGGUUUAGCGAUAAGCCUACUGUUUGGCACAGACAGUGGUGUAUUAUCUGGUUGUCCCUCAGACUAUGGCGUAGGGGAUGGCAGUAAUCUGAUCCAGAAGGCUCUUGAUAACGCGGCCGACCUCUUCGAGAACUGCUGCGGACUGGCAUUCAUUUGUCUCUUUGGAUGGUUUGGCGGCAUAUUUCCCGUACUCUUAAUAUUCCCCAUAGAGUUGAAUGAAUAUGGGAACGGCUACUACUCGUGCUUCUCAUACUUCAUGUCCAAAGUGUUGAGUGACAUCCCCUUUAGCCUAAUAUUGCCUAAUUUGGCCGCAUUUCCC
Molecule: messenger RNA, 1344 nt
Organism: Oppiella nova
Lineage: Eukaryota; Metazoa; Arthropoda; Arachnida; Sarcoptiformes; Oppiidae
Source: the annotation of a GenBank genome assembly